UCCGGUUAAUGUUUAGAUCAGCUGUUUCUUCUGUUAACUGCGGGACCUUUAGAGCUCGUAUCCAGCUGCACUGUGAACACAAAUGAGGCUGGUGUUCUCUCUGAUACUGGAGCUGGACGGCUACGGCGGAGGUUAGCUUAAUUCCGCGGCGAUUAAAAAGGAAUCCAAAGACAACUACGUCAGCCAUAAAAGAAGAAUGGAUUUGUUUACAUUACUGAAUUUAGACGAACUGUCGCUUGGGCUGUCCAAUCUCCAAAUGUUCCCCAUCUUUGAGACAGCUCAUUACAUAAUAUCAGUGAUGGCACUCCGUGAACAGCCAGGGGUGUUGGAGGUCGCCCACCGGAGCCCGUUUGCCUGCUGGUUUAGCUCCAUGCUCUUCUGCUUCGGAGGAGCCAUUUUGUCUGGUCUAAUGUUGGCUGAGCCUCCUGUGGCCCCGCUCUCCAACACCACCACUGUGCUGCUGGCCUCCCUGAUAUGGUAUCUGGUGUUCUACAGCCCCCAGGACCUGUUGUACUCCUGUGCAUCCAUAGUACCUGUGAGGCUGGUUCUGUCUGGGAUGAAAGAGGUGACUCGGACCUGGAAAGUUCUGGGGGGUGUCGUCCAAGCCCAGAAGAAGUAUGAGAAUGGACUCUUGGUGAUGAUUGCAGUGGGCUGGGCCAAAGGUGCUGGUGGCGGUCUGAUUAGUAACUUUGAGCAGCUGGUUCGUGGGAUCUGGAAACCCGAGACCAACGAGCUGCUGAGAAUGACCUACCCAACCAAGAUAACCCUGAUUGGAGCGGUACUGUUCGCCCUACAACAGAACCACUACUUGCCUCUGAAGAAGCACCAUCUGAUGUUGAUCUACACAGUCUUCAUUGUCACCAACAAGGUUAGGAUGAUGUUGACUGGAUCUUCCACCUCACCCUUUUCCCACAUGGAGUCUGCUAUGUACAACACGUUCUUUGCUCGUCCGGCGGCCUACUCCCCUCUAGCUGAUGGGGGUUCACCGUGUACCUCAGAGCCACCCAAAACCCCCGAUGCCCACUGUGACGGCGCCAAGAGCUCCGCGCCACCUGGCACCGGUGGCCCUUCCCACGAGUCCAGGCUCCUCGAGAAGAGCUCAACCAAAGCACAGGACAAAGACCAGCAGGACGGGAACGAGCCGAAGAGCAACAAGAAAAAAGACUGAAUGAUGAAUGCACAUUUCCAGCUUUUCAUAGUUUUUGGACCAUAAAUAUAUAUAUAUAUAUUCAGUGAUUCGUAAGUUUAAUUGUAUAACAAAGCGAUAAUAAUAUAAAAACCUAUAUUUUCAUAUCUAUUAUGAAAUCAAGAGAUGUUUACUACUGCUUCAAUGCAUUGAUGUUUUUAAAGGAUUUUGAUGAAAAUACUGUUCCUAAUCGUAAAUACUCUCUGAGAGGGUUGUGAUUUUCUAAGAGAGAUUCCAAUACUUAUAUACUGCAGAUUUUAUAUUAUUUAUACACAAGAGAAUGUCUCUGCAUGGCAGAAUCUUUACUGCAGUGAAUGUAGCACCCGACAAUGUGUCAUUACUGUGAGCGAAAUACCAUCAAAGUAAGUAAAUUCAGUUGCACUUUAAA
Molecule: messenger RNA, 1574 nt
Organism: Clupea harengus (Atlantic herring)
Lineage: Eukaryota; Metazoa; Chordata; Actinopteri; Clupeiformes; Clupeidae
Gene: tmem38b
Product: transmembrane protein 38B
Biological process (GO): potassium ion transmembrane transport
Cellular component (GO): membrane
Molecular function (GO): identical protein binding; potassium channel activity
Source: RefSeq, a predicted model, not a curated record